AUGAAACUAAAUCCCGACAGCGCUCAUGUAAGCCAUUACUGGGAGUACAUACUCCUGUUUAGCAUUUUGCUUUAUUUUAUCAUCACACAACUUAUAUUCAUUCCGGAUGAGAGCAUUGCCACGAACCUAAAGGUAAUACCGCUGGAGAUUAUCAGUUUAUUGGAUGAUGACUUGCAUAGAUCAUCGAGCGUUGUAAACUAUGCUUAUGUUCAAUAUGCAACUGAUUUUGAAUACUUAAACUUGGCAAUAAUUAAUUUCAUUGUCUUAAGGAAGGCACUUACUAAAAUUCCAAGUUUGGUGGUACUAUUUAAUAAAGAGUUACAAGAGGACAAAAAUCGGUUUGAGCUCCUCAAAAACCUUACUUUGCAAUAUCAUAUUUCAUUAAAGCCUGUCUCCAUUAUUGAAAGUCACAAUGCCGAAAGUCUGACAUGGUCUAAGUCGUUCACAAAACUCCAUAUAUUCAAUGAAGUGAGUUAUGACCGCAUUGUAUAUUUCGAUGCAGAUUCGAUGCUUCUAAAUACGCAAUGGAACGAUAACAUAGAAUCUAAUCUUCCUGAAAAUCUAGAUGAACUAUUUAAUAUACCCGAUGUAAUAGAUAUAGCUUUACCACAAGCCUAUUGGCUAACAAAGCAUACCAAAGCUUCCAGAAAAAUCAAUUCUUCAGACACACAAGAACAAGAGUAUCAAGAAAAGAUAAAAUCAUUAGUCAAUGAUGUUUCGAAAUCUUUCAAUGAUAGCUUGAUUUUUGAAAAGCUCCCACCAUUAGUACUCAAGAAUCAUAAGUUGAAUCAUAGACAUAAUUUUUUUGCAACUCAUAUUAUGGUGCUUAAACCUUCCAGCAAAACAUUCAAGGAGUUAAAAGGCUACGUACACAAUCCUUGGCUUUGGUCAUUUUACAAGAGACAAUCAUUAAGGAGCAACACUGAUUAUGAUAUGGAGAUUUUGAACAAAUUUAUUGACGAUUCCUUGCAAGAAAAUGAAGAUUUUAAAGUUGGAAUAUUACCUCAUAAAGUCUACGGCGUAUUAACAGGGGAAUUUAGAGAACUUCUGCAUGAAGCGUUUUUGUCUGAACCCCAAUUUCUACCGUUUGUUACAAGUGAAUUAAAUGAUCAGUGGCUGCCUUCUGAAAUUAUACGAAACGUAAAAUUGAUUCAUUUUUCCGAUUCUCCUAUACCCAAGCCAUGGGAAGGCAUAAAUAAAAUUGAUUUUUAUAAUUCCUUGAGGAUAUAUUGCAAUGACAAAGAUUUUGAUGAGGUUGUAUAUAAUUCAGAAUUCCCCACACAAUGGAAACCAAGACUUACCACAGAUUGUGAUAGUGUGAAUUUUUGGAACUGGGUUAUGAAAGAACAACAAAAGUUACAGAAUGAAUUCUGGAUGGUGUAA
Messenger RNA from Debaryomyces fabryi, 1383 nucleotides. Its product is annotated as glucose N-acetyltransferase. The transcript has a single exon. NCBI's taxonomy places the organism in Eukaryota, Fungi, Ascomycota, Pichiomycetes, Serinales, Debaryomycetaceae. The record is from RefSeq and is a predicted model, not a curated record. Gene Ontology annotation, molecular function: glycosyltransferase activity. The coding region runs from base 1 to 1383 and encodes 460 amino acids.